AUGUCCGCUCGCCCACGCAUCCCGUUCUUGCUCACCAGCAUCGCCUCUUCACCGAAACAAGGGACUCUGCUUGCAAUUGUCUGGUCGCGAGAACGCCUCAGCGCCGCCAUCAGCUAUAUCAGUCGCGCUGCACGCUGCCGCUUUCUAGACCGUUUGCAUCUCUACUGGUUGACCACCAACGCUGUUAUGGCAUCUCUGACACCGCCCCAGUCACCGCCGUCCUGGACGCACUCUGCGGAACAGUUCCUCGAGCUCACGAAAGAUGUGAUCGCGAAGGAUCGGGUCCGAAGGACCGGGUUACAGCGCCGCCUUCUGCUGAUUGUAACCUUUCAUGCCGGACCUGCCACCGGAGAAAAGGAGCGUGUUGUGCUCCUGAAGCUCAAGGAGGAAGAACAUGCGGCGAACACCUACCCAUCUGACGGCAACUUCUACACAUGGGACUACUGGUAUUACCACCGCGUGCUACUCGAGCGCUCGCUCAAGCUGGAUGACGAGAUGGUCAAGGAGCACUGUCCUGUCAGUGCGGUGGUGCCUACGAUCCUCGAGAUCUACCAGAACCUGCUUGGCGUGUGGUUCGUGGAGAUCAACGGCGAGACGUGGCAUCCUGUUUGCGGUAUGGGAGAAGAUGCGAAUGACGAGUCCCGCUUUGUCGGGUAUUGUUACUUGGACCUCUUCCCUCGUGAAUCGAAAUAUUUCCAAUUGGCAGUUUGGCCCUUGCUUCCAGGAUUCAUGUGUCCUGAUGGCAUGCGGAGCUAUUCGCUAGCAGCGAUGGUCGCAAACUUAGCAAAGCCCACACCGACGAUUCCGGCACUGAUGCCGCACAAUGACGUCGUGACGUUUUUCCAUGACAUAGGGCACGUCUUCCAUGAGCUGUUGAGCAGGACGCGGUUCUCUACGUUCCAUGGGACAUCUAUGGGAGGUGACUUUGUGGAGGCGCCCUCGCAGAUGCUCCAGAAUUGGUGCUUCGAGCCAGCGGUUCUCGAACGCAUGUCAAGUCAUUACAAGACCAAACAGCCGCUCUCAAGAGACCUCAUCGACAAGAUCAUCAAGAGAUAA
Molecule: messenger RNA, 1056 nt
Organism: Laetiporus sulphureus 93-53
Lineage: Eukaryota; Fungi; Basidiomycota; Agaricomycetes; Polyporales; Laetiporaceae
Product: zincin
Exons: 6
Coding region: 1-1056 (351 amino acids)
Biological process (GO): proteolysis; peptide metabolic process
Cellular component (GO): mitochondrial intermembrane space
Molecular function (GO): metalloendopeptidase activity
Source: RefSeq, a predicted model, not a curated record